AAGAGUGAUUCAGUAUGUUUAUUGAUGAUGAUCAUUUGUCUCGUAAUUAUAUGCGGCGAGGAGAGAAGCAAAGUGUGGUGUGUUGAUCUUGCAACAAGUACAAUCACAUGGUGUACAUGAUUAGAUGAUUGGUCUUUCAAGAUUUACUGGUGUCCUGGGAUUAGCACCAAAAUUCCUCGGUAUCAGUUUCAUCAUUUACAAUCCAAGAUGAGUCUUCGGAAUCUCUUAGUCUCAUCUUGGUGUUCCAGGACAACCACAUAACUAUCCUCACUUUUGUAUCAUCAUCUGUCUUUGAGUUUAGGGUUUAUGGAAAAUUUGAUCCAAGUUUUUUUGAUUAUGGCUAGUUGUAGCCAUUGGCUUUUAUUGUUGAUUCUCGUUUAGAUUUGUAUCUUUUCCAUGUGUUUACUCGCUGGAGGAUCAAUCUUCCAGCUAUGAAGUCAUUGCUUCUUGAGUUUUUGGUCAAGCUAGCUUCUAAAGAAAAGAGCCAAGGCCCGUGGUCAAGCUAGGUCUCUCGGCAAAUUCUUAUUAUGCUUACAAAAUUAGAACAUAUUACGAAGCCCAUUUAGUUCAUGAGUGGUGCAGGAAAACUAUGGUAUCAGUUUGGUUUUAUUUUUAGGAAUUUAAACUUGGUAAAACAUUUUAAAUUUGGACUUUUUCUCUGUCCCUCUGUUUCCGCCGCCAAAAAUAUGCAAACACUUUUCUUUUCAACACAUUAAUAUCCUUUUGAAUCUCCUAUAUAAAAUUGUCUACCUCAACACAUUAAUUAUCAAAAGCACCUUCUACUGAAAAACAAUAUAAACUAAACAAUGAAGUUUUCAUAUUCUUUAUCCAAACGAUUUGUUUUCCCUAAUUUGGCCAUCCAAUUCCUCAUAAUACAUAGUGUUUCAUCACUGAACAUUACCAAUGAGUAUCUCAACCACAAAUGCUUCCUUAAUCAAGGAAUAUAUAAUUCUGGAAGUGAGUACAAGGACAGUCUCAACAUUCUCUUUCGUAAAGUUCGUACUGAUGAUUAUGCUCGGACCGGUUUCAUGCACCUAACUAAGGGCCCUGCUUCUGAUUCUGUCACCGUCAUGUUCCAGUGUCGUGGUGACUCUUAUGGAUCUAAAUGCCGUACAUGCGCUGACACUGCAGUCGCUGGGUUUCGUAAGAGAUGUCCGAGGAACAAAGGAGGUAUAAUAUGGUACGACCAAUGUUUUCUUUGGGUUAGUGCAAUUGGUGAAUCAAUGUCAAUCAAAACUAAUUACAAGAAUAUUUUUUCUAUGUACAAUCCAAAUAAUGUGAGAGGAGAUGCAAAAUUGUUCGCCAAGAGGGUGGUGGAUUUUUUUUCUGAGCUGACACUUAAAGUCAAGAAAAACACUGAGGCCGGCUCCAUCAUCAUACUUUACGCGGCAGGGGAAAAGAAGCUAGGGAAAAAUACAUUGUAUGCAAUGGUGCAGUGUGUAAGCCUAACAAUAGAUUGUAAAAGUUGUUUGGCAUGGAGUAUAACAAAGCUUUUCAAGAAUGGUGACAUCAGAGAAGGAGGGAGAGUUUUGGGUAUGAACUGUGAUGUAAGAUAUGAGAUAUACCCUUUUCUUAGAAGUUAAGCAUUUUUUUAUAGUGGUGAUAAAUACAUCCUCUUCAUUUUUUUCCAAUUAUGUUUUAGUUUGUUUCUCUUUAUUUUUUCUGAAAUGUAAUAUUCAUAUUUUAAUAAAUAAUGUUCACAAAAACAAAUAUAAAGAAAUUGUUUAGAAGAUUAAAAUGGAAUUUUUUUUUGUUAAACAAUAGAGGUGAUUGGUUGAAAUGUAACUGUAAAAACUUUACUGUAGAAUUUAGGCAGUAAGGUUUUUCGAUUUAGCUGUAAAAGAUGUAGAUUUAAAAUUGAUUGCUACAUAAAUAUAUUGUCUACAGCCAAAAAGAUGGAGCUUUAGAAAAUAAGGGUUUUACAGUUUUUUUACUGUAGCUUUUAAAAACAAGAUAAA
Molecule: messenger RNA, 1958 nt
Organism: Brassica napus (rape)
Lineage: Eukaryota; Viridiplantae; Streptophyta; Magnoliopsida; Brassicales; Brassicaceae
Product: putative cysteine-rich repeat secretory protein 35
Exons: 2
Coding region: 807-1583 (258 amino acids)
Source: RefSeq, a predicted model, not a curated record